AUGAACAGUUUUAUGGUUGAAAUUAUCGAGGUGAUGGUCAACGUUGUAGUCGUGAUCAUUAUGGCAGCCCGAUCAACCAUCCAAGACAAAGCUGCAGCAAGUAGAACAAGUUUUAGUCAUGAGGGUGAUGUAGUCGGACCUACUGGUACAGUUUAUGCUGUUGAGUUUCCUCACCAAAAUAUGAUUGAGAGUUCUAAUUUGAAUAGACAAUUCUUAUUUCAAAAAAAACACGUCAAAAGACCAAAAGCAAUUCUAGCAAAAGAAACAGCAAUAAAUUUUAAUCCAUCAGUCAAAAUCAAAGUCUUUCAAGCCAAUAUAUCAAUUCCAGAAUAUUCAACUGUGAAUUUUUAUAAUUUAACAGCAAGAAGAAAUAAGUUAUGUGUAGCUUCUGAUGUACCUACAAUCAAAAGUGAUCCAGAUAGGGAUGCUGUUUGGGCUAAAAAUUAUUUAUUUGGCUUUGAAGAAUUGAGAAAGUGUAAAAGUAUUAGACAACUACAGAAUCAAAAUUCAAGAAACAAAAGAAACCAAGAAGACUGGAUCAUCAAAAUUAAUCAAUCUAAACAUCUUGUUGUACAAACCAAUCAAACUUCAAAAUCUACAAAUGAAUUAAAGUAUCAACAAGUUUUGGAUUUGUUAGAUUCUCUCAACUUAUUUUGUUCUAGUCUUAUGAAACUUGGUGAACAAAUGAAAUCAAGUUCAGAUAAUGAACCAUUAACAUGGGAUAUACAUAAUGAUAAUGCAUCAGAUUUGGUUACUGCUGCUGAAAAUCUUAGAGCUCAUCUUUUUGGAAUCCCUCUUAGAACACGCUUUGAAGUUAAAGGUGUGAUUGUCUUUUCUAUUCAUUGUUCUUACAAGAUCUUUGACUUACAACAUUUUUUGGCUUAUUUGGACGCUUAG
This is a messenger RNA of Melampsora larici-populina 98AG31, 897 nucleotides long. RefSeq lists its product as uncharacterized. Lineage: Eukaryota; Fungi; Basidiomycota; Pucciniomycetes; Pucciniales; Melampsoraceae. Gene Ontology annotation, molecular function: ubiquitin-like modifier activating enzyme activity. Bases 1 to 897 code for a protein of 298 amino acids. The record is from RefSeq and is a predicted model, not a curated record. The transcript is spliced from 10 exons.